AUGUAUUCCAAGUUAAAGGGAAACGUUUCUACACAUCCUUUAAACAGUGAUCAUAUAGCAGGCUUAGUCUCUUCCAAGGUACUGCCUCCUCAACCCCGGGUUUUAUCAGCACUCAUAGGGAUCACGUAUGUUGCACCGAAAGGCACAAAAUUGCCUGGACUCCCUCGACAGCUUCAUGUCCGCAGAAGACGAGUCCAUGAAGCUUUGCUAUGGUUGAAACAUAACAACCCCUUAUACAAGAAUAUCAUCAUUUCCGAUAUAUUACUGGAGCAGUUACCCAUAGACGGUGUUCCAGAAGAACUGCUAUCCACUGUUCGAGUUUCUCAUGACAUGGUUGGGUUAGCUAAGGAGCAAGAUGGUUAUGUCCUGAAUCAAGAUCCCACCGAUGAUAUUGGUAACGGUUCACUUUCUAUUACAAAGCAAGUGGAAGUUUAUGACAGAUCAAAAGUCAAUGAUCCAGGAAUGAUUCCUCUUACAGAAGACACAGAACCAGACAGAUACACAGAACCAGAUGUAUUCUUUUUACAUGCAAAUGGAAUGAUUGAUGCUAACGGAGACAACAUCACUGACAUCGACGUGAUGAGACACGCACUGGCCAAUUUAGCGGAUUCACAAGACGGAGGACCUAUUCGACCCGAAGACAGGUAUUUUAUCAGGCGAGGCAGUGCUUUCACAAACGAAUAUGCCAGGAUAGAUAAAGAAACUGGACAACAUACAGAUGGUGGCCUGUGGAACCCUAAUCACCUCUUGGGAUCUUUUCUGUGGCUUUUCCCUUAUGCUUUGGGUGGAUUUGAAGUUGAUAGACCCAUAGAUGUACCAUAUGAGGUGCACGCUAGAUGGGCUCUACAGUACGCAGACAAAAGGUUCCGUAAGGAUUACUAUUUCGUUUUUCAAGUUUAUGGCAUGAUGCACAAAUGCAGCAUAUGCCGUUCCGCUAGUCUUCAAAUUAAACGGUCCGGUUUUAUUCGUAGUCGGGCAGCCAUUGCGACUUUGACUCCAGAAGUACUACACAAAGCAGGCAAAGAAGAAACAUGA
Desarmillaria tabescens is the source of this 1035-nucleotide messenger RNA. RefSeq lists its product as uncharacterized. The coding region runs from base 1 to 1035 and encodes 344 amino acids. NCBI's taxonomy places the organism in Eukaryota, Fungi, Basidiomycota, Agaricomycetes, Agaricales, Physalacriaceae. The record is from RefSeq and is a predicted model, not a curated record. The transcript has 2 exons.